Oncorhynchus tshawytscha (Chinook salmon) is the source of this 3187-nucleotide messenger RNA. RefSeq names its product mucin-5AC-like. NCBI's taxonomy places the organism in Eukaryota, Metazoa, Chordata, Actinopteri, Salmoniformes, Salmonidae. The coding region runs from base 654 to 2435 and encodes 593 amino acids. The record is from RefSeq and is a predicted model, not a curated record. The transcript has 10 exons.
CAACCACAGCUGUUCCAACAACAACCACAACUGCUCCAACAACAACCACAGCUGUUCUUACAACCACAACUCUUCCCACAGCAACCACAGAAUCUCCCACAACAACCACAGAUGCUCCCACAACAACCACUGCUGCGCCACCAACAACCACAGCUGCUCCCACAACAACCACAGCUACUCUAACAACAACCACAGCUUUUCUGACCACAGUCACAACUGGUUCUUCAACCACUACCACAACACCUGCCCCUCCACCACCAGAGGUUAAGUUGGAGUUCAAAUUAGAGCAAAUCUUCACAGCAGAGUUGAAUAAUGCAUCUUCACCAGAGUUCCAAGCAUUAGUAACCAGUGUGGCUACAGAGCUGGACACAGUUUAUCGAAACAAAUAUGGAUCCAGUUUUAAUCGCACAGAGGUUCUAGGUUUCAGUCAAGGUUCGGUUGUGGUAGAUGCUAAGCUGAUAUUUAACAAUGCCAGCUCAGUCCCUGAGUCCAGUGCAGUGGUUGCAACCUUGAUAGAGAACGUCUCAAGCAACAGCUCUUAUAUCUCUCUCCCACUGAACACAACUUCUAUCGUGGCAACAAGAGUCAUUUCAACCUCAGCUACAACUACUACUUCUACUCCAGAUCCUCCAAUAUCAACACCAUAUACGGUCAUGAACGCAACUUCAGCCCCCUCAAACAGGUCAACUACAAAUAUGGUUGUCAAUGCAACAUCGGAUCCUGUGAACAUGUCAACAAUACACAUAGUGCCCAAUGGAACAUCAGCGCCCAUAAAUGUGUUAACAUCAGCCCAAAGUGCUGUCAAUGUCACAUCAGGACCUGUAACACAAAGCAAUACAACUUCAACACUAUCAACUACAACCCCAUCUUUGUCAACUACCCCAAUAGUCAACACAACAGCUCCUUCAACUACACCCAUAGUCAACACAACAGCAACUCCAAAUACCCCAGUAGUCAGCACAACAGUUCCUCCAACUACCUCAGUAGUCAGUGCAACAACCUCUCCAACUACCAAUUUGACCGAACUAACUACCCCAUUACCAACUACACCGGUAGCAACUAACCCAGUACCAACUAUCCAAGUGCCAACUACAACGGCAUCCCGUGCAACAGAGGCGCCACUGACCAGCCCACAACUGUCACUGCAGUUCAGCCUGAUAUCUAUCUUCACUAUCUCUCUGAGCAACAGCAGGUCACCAGAGUUCCUGGCUUUGGCAAAUCAUGUGACUACACAGCUGGAUAAUUUGUUCAAGGCUCAAUUUGGAGCCAGAUUCUUUCGAACUAUUGUCAAUAGUUUCAGGUCAGGGUCAAUUGUGGUGGAGUCUACAUUGAUAUUCAACAACAUCAGCUCAGUGCCCAACAAUAGCCUGGUAGCACAAACCUUACAAACUGCCAUUACUUCCAACACGUCUGGCCUGACCUUGCCUAUCAAUUCAUCCUCCAUUGUGGUCACAAGCUCUACUACAAUGACUAAUGCAACCACCUCCGCUGCAACAACUGCUGCUCUAACUGCAGCUGUGACCACCACCACACUAGCAAAUGUCACCACGACCCCUCCGGCAGUGGCCAAAACCACCACCACCGCUGUUCCGGCAGCAACCACCACCACCGCUGUUCCUGCAGGCUGUUCCGGCAGCAACCACCACCACCGCUGUUCCGUCAGCAACCACCACCACCGCUGUUCCGGUAGCAACCACCACCACCGCUGUUCCGCAGCAACCACCACCACCGCUGUUCCGGUAGCAACCACCACCACCGCUGUUCCUGUAGCAACCACAACCACCGCUGUUCCGGUAGCAACCACCACCACCGCUGUUCCGUCAGCAACCACCACCACCGCUGUUCCGUCAGCAACCACCACCACCGCUGUUCCGUCAGCAACCACCACCUCCGCUGUUCCGGCAUUAACCACCACCAUCGCUGUUCCGGCAGCAACCACCACCACCGCUGUUCCGGCAGCAACCACCACCACCGCUGUUCCGGCAGCAACCACCACUGCUUUCGCACCAACUGACCCUCCUUCUUCUAGUGAAGGAACCCUGAUUCUUCGGUUCAGUCUCGAUGAGAAAUUCACCUCGGAUCUUGCCAACCCGUCCUCUUCAGCAUUCAAGGCUCUGGCUGGCAAAGUGGUCUCAGAGGUGAACAAGAUUUUUGCUAGAACCCCAAGCUUCCUUCGUUCCAUUGUCAACUCAUUCAAGAGUGGAUCUGUAGUUACCAACAUGACUCUCGUGUUCAGUAACAAAUCUUCGGUUCCCAGCGCAUGCAGCGCACAGGCAACUUUCACCAUCAGUUCCACCUCCCUGAACAUCCUACAGGGCAGUGUCAAUGUUGAGUCAUCAGUCAAUUCAGGAAGUGCUCCCCGACCCACUGCCUUCUGUCUGGCUUUCUUGCCUCUCACUUUGGCACUGCUAAUGGUACAGUUGCUGGCUAACUAAUAGCCUGUGUCAUAGCUCCUAUGGCAUUUUUUUCACCAAUGAAUUGUUUUCCAGCUCUCAUAGAGACAGCCUUAUGAUUAAGGACCUGCUUUGGCAGAAGAAUGCACAAUGGAUUGUGCCUGUGUUAAUUGGCAAAAUGUAUAUGUAUUUCAUGUACAUUCCCCCAAGUACAUACACAAACAAAACACACCUAAUUGUACAUUUUGAUGUCAAGUAUGAUAUUUGUGACAUUCCUUAAGAAAUCAUAUAGUUUUUUUUCUGCUAAUAAAUUUUAAAUGCAUAUACCUUUACUUACAAGUGACUGUAUUUAUACUUAACCAUAUAGGCUCCAAAGACAUUACUUAUUUAUUUGCAUCUUGCACACAGCAGCUUGCACAUGUUUUAUCUGUUAGAUUAAUACGGAAAAUAACUGAAAGAUUAGAAAACCUUUCCUACAACAUGUGACAUCCAAAUCCUAUAGUUGCAUUUUAAAUUAUUAACUUAUUGUAACUACUAUCUGUUUUUUAAAUUCACCAAGACCAAAUACCAAAUACCUUUAUGAUAAUUAUAUUUUGGGUCAUGUAAUUGGGUUGAAAAAAGUUUAUUUUUCUAAAAUGUUGUGCACAAAUUUGCUUUCAUCUCUGUUAGUGAGAAUUUAUCCUUUGCCAAGAUAAUCCACCCCCCAUAACAGUUUUGGCAUAUGAACACUUCACAUGUUGCAUUUAUACGUUUGUUCAGUAUUCCUGUAAAUCUAUCUAUUUAUCUGUCAUUAA